Messenger RNA from Ailuropoda melanoleuca (giant panda), 2359 nucleotides. It is a transcript of the gene ART1, whose product is annotated as ADP-ribosyltransferase 1. The coding region runs from base 658 to 1638 and encodes 326 amino acids. Gene Ontology annotation, molecular function: NAD+ poly-ADP-ribosyltransferase activity; NAD+-protein-arginine ADP-ribosyltransferase activity. The transcript has 6 exons. The record is from RefSeq and is a predicted model, not a curated record. Lineage: Eukaryota; Metazoa; Chordata; Mammalia; Carnivora; Ursidae.
GUGUGCAGAGGGAGUUGGAAAAGUGUCAUCCCAAAAAACCAGAGCACUUGUUAGGCAAACACAGCUUCUAGACAAGUAUUCUUGUCCCCUUGCACUGAGAUGGUCCAUCCCAAAGCUCACCUAGAUUAGAAAAUCAGUUUCUCUAUUGUUUACCAUUACUGUGAAAAACCACAUCUUGCCUGUUUAUCCUGACUGCCUCUCACGCUGGAGGACCCUGAGCACGGGCAGUUGUUGGAACAGAAGAUGCAGUCUGGGAUAGCCAGCCCUGCUAAAACAAGUCCCUGGGACCAGAUCCACUGGGAUCAGGGUUUUGUCCUCUCCCCGCAUGGAAGUGCUUCUCCCAUCCCCAGAUGUGGAACUCCAAGAAAGGCCCCAAGAGAUGGAGUCAAAUUUCGUCAUUGAACAGGGGCCCUGAGUGAGGCAGAAAGUCCUCCAAGAUCACAGAGCAAAUCAGCACCGGCCAGACCCAGGCUCCUGAAUCUGGGAAUUUCUCCUUGCACGUUAGAUGUGUUCUCAUCUCUUCCCUCAUGAUUUUCAUCUCUGCAUUUUUACUCUGUAUGUUGAGAUUCCAGUUGGGUUUGACACAGAGCGUUUUUAAGCAGAUGAAGAAACUGAGACCCAAAGAGAGACAGUAACUUGUCCAGGGCUACGUCCAACAUGCAGACUCCUGCCAUGAUGUCUCUGCUGCUUGUGUGCCUGGGCCUCAUGGAAGCUCAUCAGGCCCAAAGCCACCCCCUCACUCGACGAGAGCUCUUCUCUCAAGAAGUGCCCCUGGACAUGGCCCCAGCCUCCUUUGAUGACCAGUAUGACGGCUGUGCAGCAGCCAUGACAGCCGCUCUUCCAGAUCUCAACCAAACCGAGUUCCAGGCCAACAAAGUGUAUGCUGACAGCUGGGCGCUGGCAAGCAGCCAAUGGCAGGAACGCCAGGCCUGGGGGCCAGAGUGGGGCCCCAGGCCUACCGAGCUGCCCCCGCCGCCCCCUGGCUUCCGCGAUGAGCAUGGGGUGGCCCUCCUGGCCUAUACCGCCAACAACCCCCUGCACAAGCAGUUCAACGCUGCUGUGCGCGAGGCAGGCCGCUCCAGAGCCUACUACCUCCACCACUUCUCCUUCAAGACACUCCAUUUCCUGCUGACCGAGGCCCUACAGCUGCUGGGCAGGGGCCAGCGUUCGCCCCAGUGCCGCCAGGUGUUCCGAGGGGUGCACGGCCUGCGCUUCCGGCCGGCGGGGCCCGGGGCCACCGUAAGGCUGGGGGGGUUUGCCUCCGCAUCCCUGCAGAAUGUUGCAGCCCAGCAGUUUGGGGAGGACACCUUCUUUGGCAUCUGGACUUGCCUCGGGGCACCUAUCAAGGGCUACUCCUUCUUCCCUGGGGAGGAGGAGGUGCUGAUCCCCCCCUUCGAGACGUUCCAGGUGAUCAAUGCCAGCAGACCGGCGCAGGGCCCCGCCCGCAUCUACCUCCGGGCCCUGGGCAAGCGCAGCACGUACAACUGCGAGUACAUUAAAGACAAGCAGUGCAAGUCUAGGCCCUGCCGUCUAGGUAACUCAGCCAUGGGUCAAGGCUCUGCUUCUGCAGUCUGGUCCCUCCUACUGCCGCUCUGGGUCCUUGUCGGGGGAACCUUUCCACGACCCAUCCAACACUGAACGACAGCCCGCCUGCCCAACAUGCUGCCUCAACCCGACAUGGGGAUGGCGGCCUCGUGUGUGCUCUAAGAGCAGCCAGGAGCCAUGGUGACUCCUUCUGCAGGGAAAUCUGGGACUUUCUCUGGCAGCUGCCAGGUUUGCUGAUGGAGAAUUAAGUGAGUCUGGGGACUGAGCCUUACCCAAGGCUCUAAAAGUGAGACACUGAAGGGGGUGGGGGUCUCUAGGGCAGGCAACAACUCACUUGGACUGAAGAUUAAACUAGUUUGCGGGGGGUACUGGGGAGGAAAGCACUUGGCCACGGUAUUUGCUGUUAUUCAAAUGCCUCAUAUGUGCACCUGGAAAGCUCCUAUUCACUCUUACAGGAAGCCUUCUCUGACCUCUCCCACCUGGCUGGGUUAGGGGCCCUGCCUCUUUGUUCCCACAGGUCCCUGGGUGCUUCCCUACACCACGUGUCAGUGUUUGUCUCCCAUGUCAGACUGUGAACUUCCUGAGGGCAGGGACGGGGUCUAAAGCACAGAGGUGGUCCCAGACAACAUGUGGAAGUCAGAAAGGAACAAACACCUUGUGAAUGGCUCAUCUCUGCACUGCCCCACCUUGGACACUUUCAAGCUCUCUGAAUGUCAGCGUGUGGGAAUGAUGUGGACUGGCUCCAGCUCCAGAGGGUAGAGAUCAGGAGACACAGCAGAGACAGCAUUAGGGCCUCUGCCAGGGUCUCAACUGA